AUGGCCGCAUGGUUUUCAUUCUGGUUCGUACUGAGCGGUUUUUCUGUGACAUUUCUCGCCGGUGACAAAUUGCAUCGUUUAAAAUCUGCGGCCUACGACGAACUGUACUCGGAUGCGAGACAUGCGUACAGCAAUGAGAAGUGGAAUGAAGCUGUUGAUUUAUUCGAGAAAGCGAUUGCUGACUACAAUCACGAGAAAGAAGUGAAAAUUUACUGCAGAUCUCGAUGUAGGGAUAGAUUCAGAGCUUCGUCUUCUCAUAACUUGAUAAGUGAUUUCGAGCUAGACUACUAUCGCUACACUAUUUAUUCUCACAAGUGUUCACAACAAUGCAGGGAAAAAUAUCUUGGAAAACGGACAAAGGUUUCUGCAGCAGUGAAGAAUGAUUUUGAAUCAAGGAAGACGUAUGCUUAUCUGCAGUUUGCUUACUACAAGGUGGGUCAUAAGUGUAUGAUUUGUUGUUUACUACAUAUGUAUUUCAAUUCAUAAACAAAUAACGCACACGGAUGUGGAUUUGUUCAUAUUUUGUCAUAUCUUGUUAUGCAAAUGGCAAAUGUCAUUGGCUUCCCCUUGGGGUCAGACCCCAGGUUACCCAGGGGGAUUGUAUAAUUGGUGGAGCAAAGUUGAUAAUUCCCCCCAGGAAUGGGGGAAUAACAAAAAGUCCUUUGGUUCAACUGCUUCUCAAUGGAAAAUCCCCCUGAUAUCCUAAGCCUCAAAGCCUCACUCCCUUAUUUGGCCUAUACAGGUAUGUGUCGCUGAACAGGGUAUGGGUUUCAAGGUCUUAAGUGUCACACAGGGUAUGCAAUUUCACUAUUAAGCAUCUUGAACAGUCUUUUUGGACUGGAAGCCUUUCAAAGAGUGUGAAGACUUGCAAUGAGCGGUCUACAUUAAUGCAAUACCAAUAUUUUUUCCUAAAUAUCCAUUUCCACGAUUUUAGUAGGAAAAAUUACUUAAUUCGGUAUACAAAACAAUACAAAUCAGGGUCAGAAAGUGGCAUCUCCUGUCUUAAACAGGGUAGCGAAAUGAGCAAUUUUUGUCUUAAACAGGGUCAGGGCUUGAAGGCCUCAACGGCACAGCUCAACAUAGACUUGAGUGCCCCCCCUGGGAAUUCCCUCCCCCCCCCUUCCCCCUUUCCUUUGAACUUAAAAGGAAAGGGCAGAAACCAAUCCAUCCCCUUGUUUUCACCAACAUAUUCCCCUGGUUUGCCUGGGGUGCUACCCCAGGGGGGCUGAAGCCGAAAACGUGCAUUACCAUUGGAACAAAAUACACCAGGCAGCUGUCAUAGAUGCUUCCAUCUGGAAAUGUCUUAUUACAAGACUUACCUGUAAAUACUAUGUGACAGAUACACAGUGGAUGAAGAGCAUGUUUAGGAGACUCUGCGUAAAUAAAUAACUCGCAAAUGCAACAGAUAGCUAGUUCUUUGCAAAACUGUAAAUAAAUGUCAAAUGUACCCUCCAACCGCCCCCUCAUCAGUUUGCCGAACCUCUAACAAAGACAUCAAGUCUCUCAAUAAAAAUCAUUCUUGUUUCUGUCACAUGCUUUCAGUCUCUUUCAUAGCUUGAUCAGAGACUGAUCAGGGUACUUGAAUGUACAUGUAUGCUAAUGGUACAAAAAUUGUAAACAAGGAUUCAUGAACCCUUAUAAAUGCUUGUAUUCAGUAGGCUAUAGCAAAAUGUACUCGACAAAAAAGAGUGAAAUAGAAUGUUUACAAGGGUUCACCUGCAUUAUAUUUUAGGUGGAAAGGUUGGUGGACGCAGCAAGAGCUGCGUACACAUGCACUGAGAUCCAAGCACAGGAUAAAACCAUGGCUGAGAACGUCCAUAUCUACAGAAAAAUGCCGGGAGUAGAGGAAGCUGGUAUCAAUUCCUUAGAGCCUACAGUGCACCAAGAGAACUACUUUAAUGCUGCCAAAUUAUAUGAACAAGAACAGUGGCAUGAAGCCAUCCAGACUUUUGAAGAGGCUUUAAAGGAGUAUUACAUUGCUUAUGAAAAUUGUAAGACUAUAUGUGAAGAGGAACGAGAGCAGAACAAGAUCUUAAGCAGGUCUGGUCUGUUUGGUGUACAUGUUGAUGUCUUGAAAUGUCGCACUAGAUGCCCAGAUAAGCUCAGAAAAGUUAAGGGAAUCUAUGUUCGGAACUAUCUUGCAAGACAUUUUAAUUAUCUUCAGAUGGCUUAUUAUCAAGGUAAGGCAUUGACUUUUUAACACAGAAAAUUCUGCCAAAUGGGCGAUUCCAGUAAAUAUCCAUACUAUACCACGGACGGCUUUUAGGAUUUCCGAAGGGGAGGGGGGGGUUCACGAUUAUGGAAUUCUGAGGGCAUGGGGGGUAUUUACGAUUGGAAAUCCGAAGGCAUGGGGGAAUUCCACAGGUGGGAUUUCUGGAGUAGAAAGUGUAGAGUGAGUUCCUUGAAAAUGCUAUUGUGGACUUUUGUAGUUCGUAAAUAAACCACGAACGUAUGACUGCGGAAGCAGAAGACAAGACUCGAUAGAUCAGACAUGUGUUUACAAUCAUAACUUAUAGAGGUGAACAGUAAAACUUGGGUUUACAUUUACCUUGAUGAAUUUCUUGUAAAACUGAAAUAACUUGCACCAGUUCCUUGCUUCCAAGGAACGCCUGUCAGGGUUUUCAUGCACACUACAUGACCUAUAAAAGGACGCAACAAGACUCGACGGUGUAUUUGACCGCCAAAAGAUUUCAACAGUCUGAAUUUGAGCUAUUUUGCUUUGUAAACGUCAAAACAGCACAAGAAAACAAAGAGGAGUAAAAUUACCGUGAGUGGUGUUUAUUUUUAUAGCCAAAUUCGGACUUAAAAAGGAGUUUGCACAGCCUGGCCGCUAGCGGUAGGUUUUUCUUGUCGCUGUAGAGUAAAGCUUGUCACCUGGCGCCGCUAGAUCACAGCCUUGAGGAGGCAUAAAUUCAAGUUCGUUUGUUCAUAUAGGCGUUGCUAGGUUGAAAAUGUACUUCCAAAUAAAAACUGAAAUUCUGAAGGGGAGGAGGGGUUCACGAUUAUGGAAUUCUGAGGGCAUUGGGGGGGGGGGGGGGGGGGGGAACCGUUUUUGGGAUUUUCCGGGGGAAGAGCCCACCCGGGGGGGGGGGGGGUUUUUUUUGGGAUGUGCCAAUUUGAAAUUUUUUUUUGUUUUUUGGUCAGACUUUAAUGGCCCUUUUUUUUGGGAUGGGUUGUUUUUAGAGGGUACUUUUUCAAGUAUAGUGUGUUUUGUUUGUUUUUUUAUUCAGAUUCGCCGCCCCCCUCCUCUGACCCGCGCUCCCCCCCGCCGCGUCUGGUGGGGGUGGUGGUGGGGGGGGGGGGGGGGGGGGGUGGGGUGGGGGGGGUGGGGGGGGGGGGGGGGGGGGGGGGGGGGGGGUAACGCAUUUUGGAAUUUCCGAAGGCAGAAGCCGUCCGUGGUUGGGUGUGGAUAUUUUCUGGAAUUGCCCAAUUUGAAAUUGUUUUUGCUUUUUUGGUCAGACUUAAAUGGCCCUUAUUUUAGGUAGAGGUUUCUUCUACAGGUCACAUUUUACAGGUCAUGAUUACAAAUCAUUCUUUUACUGAUAGGAAACUAAACCAGAUAGUUUACCAACAUUUUGGAUAGGGAUGAGGGUUCAGAGACACUUCUGGUCCUGUUUAUUUACUGUGUAGCCUGGUAACCAGUAUUCGGACCCGUGGAAUACCCAAUGUCUAUGCUCAGUAAGGCUCAUUUGGGUGUGGUUUGAAAUAUCUCUUAAGUUAGGCAUUUAACUUGUGUAUUUUUGACUGAAGGCGGAUGAGUGAUCUCCGCAGACAAGGGGUGUGAUUCCACAUGGCUAUGGGCAGUAAUGGUGUGUGAAUAGAUCUGGUGGGGGAGAGGCUUUCAAAGAAAGUUUGGGUGUGGGUGUGCCCCCUGUCUAAGACAAAUAACCUUAUUUCACGAUCCUCAUUUAUUUCAUUUUGCAUUUCAAAUUUUUGUUGCCGAUCUAUCCAUCAAAGGUUUAUCCUGGGAGGUCCAACCCCAAACCCUUGUCCUAGCUUUUAUAAUACCACUAGGGAACUUAAGAUAGAGACGUUUUCGGGGCGACGGCAACUUCAACCGGCAUGACAUCAUCAUUUGUUGGAUAUUGCGCAUGCUCGUGCUCACCACCUUGCCGUCGUGGUCCCGUCGGCGACGUGAAACUGGUCUGUUUGGCGUUGUGGCGAAAACAUGAGUAUUUAACUUUCAUUUCAAUCAGGUUUGUUGCGUUUAGCAACCAAAAUUUUGCAGAUUAUCGUUCUUAAAUUGUCCUCGUUUUCUUUGAGGCACAUUCAAAGCUCGAUUUCCAAGCUCUGUUAUCUAAAUUACAUCUUUGAAUGUUUUCAUGUCACAGGGUCAAGAUCCAACUUGGCAAACAGCCAACCGUAAGUGAGCUUGACAUGGACAAAAUUCUCCUUCAAGCCAAAUAAAAGUAUCCAGACAAAAAAUAUGAACUCCGAUAUUUCAAUUGUGUGUUUUUAGUUCGCUCUUUUCGUUAGAAUAUCGUAUAAAUGAAACGCAUUGAAAAUUAUAUAGAAUAGUAGGUAAUACCAUGUACUAACUCAGCGUGGGAAUACUGUAAUAAAGUUGUUGACGUUGUUGUUGUUGUUGCAUGCAAGUAUUUCCCGGGAAUUAUUUCAAUACCAACUAAGAAUACGGUUCCUUGGUAGCAUUUUAAUGUUCCUGUAAUUUGCAACGCUUCGGCAAGCCUGUGGAGAUCAUUUUUUUUUUCAACACGAAAUUCUACCCUGAACUCAGCUGCAUCCCGCAUGUUUUUUAGCGUGAACGGAUCGUAACUGUCCCGAGGAAAAUCGGGAUUUUUGGACUCAUAAUUUUCUCACAAAACGAGAAACUCUUCAUCCGAUGCAUGUUGUCUGCAUAGCAAAUAUUUAUUCUCUUAAUUCUUUAUGUGAAGCCAUAUUUUCCUCUUCGGUAUUCUUCUAAUUAAAGGCGCCGUCCUUCUGAGUUCACUGCGAUCUUAAUGUUCUAUUUUUGACGGGAAGCGACGGCUGCCUUAGUUCCAGGCUUUCUCUGCCAGUCCGGUCGCCGUCGCCCCGAAAACGUCUCCAUCUUAAGUUCCCUACUAAUUCUUUGACAGAAACGUCACCCCUUUCACAUACCUAGCUUAGAACAUUUCAUCCCUUUUAACUACUGUAAAUCCAUUGUCUUAAAAACAUGAGUAAUUUUCUCUAUUUUUUUAAAGUCAAAAAAAUGCAUCUGUAAGCCCUUUUGAGCCUUUUUCUACAUACAGAAUUGUCAGAUUUCCCAACCUUUGAUAAUACUUUGAUUAGUGAAAUCCCUACCCUUUCAUAUACCUAAAGCAUGAAAAAGGUACCUAUUUCAGGUGGAGCCACUCCAUUGCAGUUAAUAUCCUUUUUGCUUGGUUUAAUUAAGAGUCUUAUGAUUUCUUUUUCAGUGGACAAGCUCUGGGAAGCCGCUAGUUGUGCUGCAUCUUAUUUAUUGUUUGAUCCAGAUGAUGAUACAAUGAUUGACAAUCUCAGAUUCUUUCAUCAUCAACUUGGAAAUGAUGGCAUAAAAAUAACAGCUCGAAGGGUAAAGCUGCAUCUUAAGCUAUUUUCAAUCAAUAUCUGUUAUUUCUGUGUUGUGCACAUGGUGUACAUGUACAUGAGUGUUUAAAAUAUUUCCUCAAACAUGCACAGAAAACCUCUCUUUACAGUAAGUGUCAAGGUUUUCCCAUUUAUUCUUUACAAGAAAAGUUCCAGACUAUUUACAUUGUAUUAAGUUAGUAUAGUUAAAGGCCAUUAUUACUAUCAUGCAGAACCAUAAACAAAACAGUCAAUCCAAUUGUUGUCCUUCGACACUAUACAUGUGCUUUCAGGUCUUUGAGGCAAAAUCCUAUAGUUUGGCCAUGCAUUCCAAUGAAAUUUCCCCAUCAGUACUUUAUUGUGGUACUUUUUGCUCUUUAAUACUUGACAUGAUAUUGUUUUUCAAAAUAUUGAUUUGGAUGAUCAAGUGGAGUGAAGGGAUUUAGGUUUUCAUAGUAAAUUCCUCUCCUCAUUCACUGUGUUAGCUUUACUUCUUUUUAUUUCAAACUUUAUGAGCAUGCAGAUGUUGAUUUUGACAUUGGCAUACAUGUAUGCCAAACAUUUAUGCAGUUUCAUCAUUAUGUUAUAUGUUAGAUAAAAUAUCUUUGCAUACUUACUCAUUACUCUACUGAUUAUGGGUUAAAAAGCAGUGUUGACUCAUAUAAGCACAGAUGUCAAAUUAAGUACAUCUAAUAAUUAAAAAAUAAUAAUUAGAAAUGUGUGCCUGGCUUAUGUAAUAGCAAUGUACUGUUCCAAACAUAUAUUGCUGCAAUAUUUUCUCGGACCAGAGUGUGGAGGGGUGUUGUAGACCACUCAGAACAUCCAUUGUCACAUGUGAUUGUGGUGACACAUUGUUUGAUUUUAGGAUGCCAUUCGCCAUUUCAAAGAAACAGCCAUAGAGCGUAAGCUGCUGCAAAUGGCUGAUGUUUAUAUGGCUGAAGCUGAUUUUGAUGACAGUGAUACAUGGUUUCAUGAUGGAAAAGAUGAUGAACCUGAAGAUGUAAACAUUGAGGUGAGCUCAUGAAUAAUGUCAAUUACAUGGAUCUAAAUCUGUGAUGUGUUCAGUUGGACCUGCAGACCAUUAUAAUUAUGUUACAGGGAAAUGUUUAUCAACUCUUGUACAUGUAGCUACAGUUGCAUCUGGAAGAUUAAUUAUCAUGUGGCUCACUGUCAACUUAAUAAUAGUAAUUAUAAUAAUAAUAAUAAUAAUAAUAAUAAUAAUUUUUUAAUAAAUUUUAAAUUGAACAUAUUUUAUUGAUAACAAAAAUUAAUGCUAGCUAUUAAAAUCCUAUUUACAAUAAAUUCACUUAAAAAAAAUUUCUUCCAUCAAAACACUAUUUACAAUACCUUUUGUUAAAAAAACACUUAUUUUUGAUUAGAAAAAAUUCAUUUAAUUUUAAAAAAAAUUUUUGAGUUAAAAACAUUUCAUUUCAAUUAAAACAAUCCAUUUUGAUUAAAAUAAAAAAGAAACUAUAAUGAUAAUAAUAAUAACGUAACCUCUAUGGGUAGUGGAUGUUAGCCCGAGAUGCGGUCAUGUGAUUCAGAUCAAUGGCAGGGCUAAAAAAAAGUCCUGUCCACUAGUCUCAGACAAGUAGAUUUUCUUGCUGGGCAAGUAAACUUUGAAAUCAAUCAAUCAAAAACUUUAUUAGAGUGUCUGAGCUUCUAGCUCACCACAAGUGGUGCACUACUUGGUAGAAAACUCACUUGCCCAAUGUUCGAGGGUCAAGGCAAGUCAUCCUCUAACAAAAAUAAUCAUCAAAAUGUGAGGACAGCUUGAACAAAGGACAAGCUGGAAUUCAAGAUUUUUUCGAACCCUGAACGGAUGACCCUUCAUCAUCUGACUAUCCAUCCACACAGUUGUACAGCUGGCCACAUAUCUCAGAAGUUUUUGGAUGGAUACAUUUAGGUGACAAGCUAAGAUUUCAUUAUCCUUGGUGUUACUAACACUUGUAAAUGCACCUACUUUUGGUGCGUGGGACUCUGAUAUAAGUUUGCUACUGCUUUUGGUGUGCAGCUCUACCUAAAGUUUAGUCACUUCUAUUCCUUUGGCAUGAUUAGCUCUGCUGUAAGUUAUGCUUAAUUUGUUCGUUUGUCAUGAGUACAUGCAGCUCUGCUAUAAGUUUUGCUUUGGUUUAAGGACUUGAUGCAAGAUGAAGAGAAUGUUUACUCAUUAGAGAAGCUUUGGGGACUGGGGCCCAUCAAGAAAGAAUCACCAGUUCAGAAUCCACAAGAUGUUGUUAAAUUUGACAGAUAUAAGGUGAAUACUAAGAUCUAUGGUCAUAUUCAAUAUCAUCAUUAUCGAUACAAUGUACCUUGAGAGAAACAUAGAACAUAGAACUUAGAAUCAAUCUAGUUGUGUUGUGCAUUUAAGACUUGGUGGGUUACAGGGGUUAUAUAGGGAAAUAAAAUUUGAAGUAAGCAGCUGUUUUGAGGAGAAAACUUAUAAGGUUUCAGCAACAUUUGAAAGAAUCUUUCUGUAAUGACUGUAAUUUUGGGUGAAAAGUAGUCAACGUAUUAAAACAAAUUAAGGAGCCAAUCCUUUAUGUUGGCUGUUAGUUCUUACUGGAAAUGACAUUCUUCAGAUGUCAUUUUGCAAAGAAACCAGUGUUGGCUAGAAAAAUGUUGGCUGUUUCUUAGGCUAAGGAAUGUUGUAUCCACACUAGCACUGUAGGGGGUAUCUGAACUUUCUUCCUUUCUCUUCUUUGUAAAGGGGUCAAGGAUCUUAAUGACUGAGAAAGAUUUGAAUGGGACUGCAAGGGUUGCAGUGGAUGGCAUGGCAACAGAAGAAGAAUGUAAAAUGCUUAUCAAACUUGCUGAGGUAUGCAGUUCGUUUUCUUCACCUUAAUCGCUGCUUAUUUGUUAAAUGCGUUAGAUCUUCACCAUCAGUUUGCAUCACCAUUCGAUUCACACAUGUACAAGGCUGAAUUCUCUCAGGGUUUGUAACUCAAUCAACAUUCCUGAAAAAUUACAGGUGUUCACUGUUCCUGAGUUGGUGAUAUUAUAACACUUAUCAUCCGAUUUUAUUUCUUUUCGUGAAAGACCUUGAAAGGGAUAAAUUAAAAAUCAUUCAUUCAAUGCAGCACAUGAUGUGCAAGAAAAAGUGACUUGAUAUUACAUGCACUGUAAUAAUAUGAUUUAUUUCCAAUAUUUCCAGUCAACUCUUUCUAAUCGGACACUUCUCUGCAAGAAAAAAUUUUAAAAGUCACAUUAUAAAGUCCCACUCAGAAUGAUAUGUUCUUAUGAAUAACACAGAAGUCAUUUAAAAUUAUUGUCAAAGUUGUUAGCAAAAUCUCAUUAUGUACAUAAACAAAAUAUGAACAAAAAUUUAAAAAAAGAGUAGUGGUGAAUGUAUUAAAUAAAAUAAUUAUUAUCUAUAAAUGAAUGAAAAUACGUUAACAAUAAAAAUCAAGAAUCUGAAACUAUUCAAAAUUAUCACAAUUUUUGAAUUUAAAUGAUUUAAUAUUAAAUUUUUGUGCUGUUUACCACACUGUUUUUCUUGCAAGUAUUUUUUGACAUUCAAUUAACCCUUUCACUGCCAAACGUGGCCAAAGGCAAAUUUCGACCAAAUUUCCAAAUUGCAUUCCCUAAAAUUUUGAGAAAUAAAUAGUAUCACGUGAAAGUACAGGAAGAGAGCUUUCAUUUGGAUGAUCACAUCAUGGGAUUUCGUCCGCAGACUCAAAAGUUAGUGUCACCUUACAAAACUCCACCAAGUACUCCGGCUGUGAAAGGGUUAAUAGUUCAUUACUUGUCUGCAGGUUGUAUAUUCAUAUUUCACAUUUUCAUGUUUUAAAUUAUUUUGUUUUUAUUUAGUGACUACACAGAUUUUGCUGCCUCCUUAUGUAAGCAAUAGUAAACGCAAACCACAAGCUGGCAACUCUCAUUAAGAUUUAGCAAGAAGCUAGUUGCGUAUUCACAUAAAAAAUUUCCUUACACCACUGUUAGUAGCCUAUUACCUCAGGGGCCUGUUUCCCAAACGUCCGGCUAACUUUUGAGGCCCAGAAAGCUGCUUUGGAUUUGUUAUGUUUGCAUUCAAGAUCAAAGUUUCAAUAAUUUUGAAAAUAACACAAUGAAACUAAAUGUGAUACAACUCACAAAGGCAGCUUCCCUUUCCCCUCCCCCACCCCGCUCCAUUGGCAGCGCUAGUUUUCUAACCAAUGUAUGCCACAAUACUUCUUAUAUGGUUGUUGCCAGCUUGUGACGUAAAUAAUCUUAAACAAUAACGACAUGACCCUCUUAAAAUUAUCAAAUCAAGAUUUUCACCAAAGGCACAGUAAUAAAGUAAGCCGAUUGAUUCUAAAAACAGAGCUUGGCCGAUAUUCAACAAAGCUGGAUUCUAAACCUAAUACCAUAACACUCUGUGCUAUAAACAAUGUCAAAAAGGCUUGAAGGACGAGCUUGAAAACAUAAAAUGUACAAUGUCCUUGAAAUAACCCAGCUACAAACGAAUCUAAAUGUGAACUGUUUUUGUUAAACCUCGGUCUAAGUUAAAAUUAUUUACCGUGUGUUUUCGUAAUUUGCCGGUAAACCAUUGUAACGAACUGAAAGUUUCUUUAACUAAAUCUUGAAGAAGUUAGCAAAGUGAAUUAAAAAGUGUUUUAAUCAAAUUGUAUUUUUUGUUAUGUCUUUGCAGUGGUCUUGCCAUUGCAGCAAGUGAUCUUUCAAUCCAACGCAGAUAGAUUUUAGGAUAAAGAAUCAUUCUUUGAUAAGUUUCAAUUAGUUACGCCCGUAGUAUCUGUAACUAAACGAACGAGUACUGAACAUGACCUCUUGUUUGAUCUCUUCGUUUCCAUGUUACCGCGAGGUCUUACUGUUAAAAUACUCUAUGUGUUCAGCUUAUCAUUUUGGAAGGGUAUUCAUUAAUCGGGAACUGUAGUAGUAUUGAAAUGAAAUUAACUAACAAUUUCAAAGUAAAGCCUAAAAACUUCCAGCGGAAGCCUCCUUUAAGCUUCAGUGAAACGGGCAACAAAGACCCGCAACUUGUUUUACAACAUUGCUGCAAAGCAAGUUUUAAAGUGAUGCUGGCCGUUUUACCGCCCACGUUCAAACCUGAAAGCAACCUGAUUUGUUACAAGACAGGUUUGAUGUGGGUGGUUAAACGCACAAUAUCGCUAUUCAACUCGUUUUUGCAGCAAUGUUACAAGACGAGUUGCAUGUUUUUUGAUGCCCGUUUUUCCGUAACUGAGAUCGCCUUCAGUCAAAUCGAACGGUCGAAAUACGCAGUUCAGUCGGUGAUGGUUGGUGUUUUUAGUCGCUUGAUCUUAAUUGGAGGUUUCCUCUUUGUCCUUUGAAAAAGCUCACUUGCAUUUUAAGUGGUGUUCUUCGGGGAAUCGGAAAUUAACUUAUUUCAAAUCGAGGAGGGCUGGGUACGAGCCCGUUUAUUAUGGGAUAAACAUCACCAGAGCCACAGGGUCAUAACGAGAACAUUGAGCUAAGGAAACUUCUCAUGUCUGGUGUUAAUCGGGUGAAUAUUGAACAAGAUAGAGCUAUUUAAAAACUUGAAAAUUUACUAAGAGAAGUAUGGAUUGCCGAACACACUGUUCGGACGUCUUUACAUAACCAUGGCUCCUGAUACCGUAAAAUUCCGAAAAUAAGCCCCGGGGCUUAUAUUUUUCAAAGGCCCUUUUUGAGGGGCUUAUUUUUGGAGGGGCUUAUAUUCGGAGGGGCUUAUUUAUGGAGGGAAAUUUGCGUUUAAAAAUCGAUUGGGCUAGCCUUAUAGUUGGAAGUAAAUUUACCGUUUUGGCUUUGUUUUACUUUGUGUUUGAGGGCAAUUUCCAAGUACAAGCCCCCGGGGGGCUUAUAUUCGGAGGGGCGAUUUAACGGAGGGUUUUUUGCGUUACGAGUUUGGGGGGCUUAUAUUUGGAGGGCUUAUUUUCGGAAUUUUACGGUAUUUCUUAGUAAAUUUUUGAAUAGCUGUAUCUCGUUCAAUAUAUGCCCGAUCAACACCAAACUUGAGGAUUUCGUAAAUCUCGGUUUCCUCCUUCUGACUUUUGUGGGUCUCUUGUUGUUUAUCCCAUAAUAAACGGUCUCGUACCCAGCCCCCCACGGUUUGAAAUUAGGCAAUACAGAGCUUCUUCUCUUCGUCGAAGGGUUAGAUACCGGUGAGAUACGUCGAGCCGCCAACAGUCGCCGUCAUGAAUACUCGUCUGAUCAUCAUUACGUAUUUUUACGAAGUUGCCGUUGGGAAUAUUUCAACAGUCAAUUUGAAAGCGGAACUUUGAUUUUCCUUAAUGUACUAUCCGUUCGCGAUUAAUUAAGAAGUUUCCUUGAUAAUAAGCGUAACACCCUGAGUAUUUUAACCGUUUUGCAAUGAAAAGUGCCAAUCCAAUUGGUCAGUGAGGGUCAUGUCACGCUAUACAUCUGGAUCUUGAUCUGUUUGGUCUGUUCUAGAAGACAGCUAAACUUGGAGAUGGUUAUGAUGUCAGAAACAGUGGGGACAAACCGUUUUCUUUUACCGAUAAGGAAACAUUUUCCGGUGUCAAUAUACUAUCCGCGACAAAGGUGAGUGGCAAUCAUUAUUUCAACCAAUCAGGUUCUUGUUUUUUGGUUUUUCUUUCCUUAUUGUCAGACCAAAGGUACCGUUUAAGCAAAGGAAAAUUUAUCGGUGUUUGCUUUAAACUGAUUCAACUGUUUCUAAACGAAAAUUUGUAUUUCUUUGCUAUGUCACAUCCUAAACAGUAGUUUCCCUAGUUUUUUAACCAUGCGCAAAUUUCACAGACCGUAGUUCCUCGGUAUGUUCGGCUAAUAAGGAUGGGAGUGGUGGAACGUAUUCUUCGGUUAGGUCGUUUAUAAGAGCAUGGGCACUUUUUCUUGGAAAUAAGAUAACUUGGUAACUUCGGUUGUACCUUUACGUGUGAUGUAAAGGUGACGUUUGUCUUUACGGCUUUAAAUCCUAGGAUAUAACGAAGGGCCAAUGGUCUCGCAACAUUUGUUCGCUAUGACUAGAUUUCGUUAUGUCGAGGUCUAUUUUCAUAUAUUUGACUAUCAGUAGGGUUGAAAACAUCGUUCGUUAUACCGAGGACUUCGUUAUAUCGAGGUUCCACUGUAUUUAGGAGGGUCUUUUGAUGUGUUUAUUUACUUUCCCUUUACUAUAGGCAGCUCUUAACAAAAGGGCGCCAAUUGAAGAGGUGGAGCUUUACUUCAACUUGAGCGAGAAAGUUCGGCAUUUUACUGAAGAUUAUUUCCAACUGGAAACACCGCUGUAUUUUUCGUAUACGCAUCUUGUUUGCCGCUCAUCGAUUGUAGGUGAGUUUAACAGACUAAGGGAGCAACCUGAUGCAGUCCUAGGAACGGGGUUGCAAGUGGAGCCGGAUUGAAGCCGAAUUCACAAAUCUAAACAUAAUUGACAACCAUUUAGCCUUGACGAGUUGCAGCUGUUUGAAUUGCCCAUAACGUAGCAAUUUUUAUCUUAACUAAAAGAACACAAUACUACAAGAACUUCGAAAGAAUUUGGCGUUUUGAACAAAAUAAGAUUUUUUAAGAUUUUUUUCUUUUAAUGUUACACCCGCACAUAAUAGCAAAGUUCAAUAACGUACUCUUGUUUCUGAGCGUUUUAUUCUGUUUAAAUCUCUUAGUCAUGAAACAUUACAUUCGUUAACACUGCGGCCACAAAAAAGCGCAGUUCACAGCUUAAUAGGGUCUGUGGUAAGAGAAAAAUUCAAGUGUGUUUGUUUUCACAUUCAGACCCGAAGUCGCCCGAUGAAGAAUUCCACUUAAGUCACCCUAUUCAUUCGGACAACUGUAUCCUCAAUCGUGACGGACAAGGCACUUGCCCUAAAAGGUCGCCAGCUUACACUUGGAGAGACUUCAGGUUUGUACAACAAGCCCAACAUUGGCUUUGUUUUAAACUAUCUUAUUCUGAGUUAGCCUGAGCAUCGGGCUUUUUUUGGGGGGGAGGGGGAGGCGAGGAGAGAUCUUCACUCUCCUAGCUAUCCCCUGAGAAACAGGGAUGUGGCUGUAGCGAUGAUUUUUUUUGGACCAAAUUCUAUCACGUGACCAUUCAAAUAAAACCUCUUCAUGACCCCGGGUCAUUCCAAAAAUGAUUAAUUUAAGGGCCUUCUAAGUCAUAUUUUAACCGAAAUUGUGUCGUUUACGAAUUUUGUACUUGUUCUGUUACUAAGGAAUUUAUAAUAUUGUCAAGCCUUUAAUCAGAGACCCAGACUAUGCUACAUAACUCAAAGUGAUACUCUAGGAACGCGCUAAACAGCCUUCGAGCUACUGGGCCUAGCGUUUUAUAGUUUAUUGUAUUUUUUAACUAUUAUUGAUUUUACCUUUCAUUCAUAGACUUCUUUUAAUUAUUUAUGAACUCUUUGUUGUUGUUCUUAGUGCGCUGUUGUAUCUGAAUGGUGAUUUCAGUGGAGGAGAGUUUCUGUUUGCUAAUCCUGAUGAAUCUAUUCAGGUAUAGACCGAUGUUGAAAAAAAAUGCGUGGUUGUUUACUGGUUCUUUGUGUAAAACGACUUUUACCACACGUUCUAAACGGACACUUCACGUCAAAAAAGUGUACGCGGUGUAGUUCUCGUCCAACGUGAAGUCAAACUGUGGGAUAGGAUAUUUCUGAGGGUAGAAAAAGUUGAAAACUAAAAAUUGUAUGUUUUAAAACUACGCUAGUCUUAAGAAAGGAAGGGGUUAGGAUAGGGGUGGGAGGUGGAGGCGAAGUAACCAGAUAGCCAAAGAGCCCUUUCAAACCUCAAUUUUCUUCUUUUCGUCAGGUCUCUUCGAAACUGUAGUUAACUUGCUGUUGCUUUUAAACUCACCAUUUAAUCUUGAAAUCUUAUACUUGAAAAUUUUACGCUUAUACGGAUGGUGCUAUUUACGCGCCUGCUUUCCAAUUCUGUGCGUUUUGAAGGACGAAUAUUUUUACGUAUGCUCUGUAUUAAUUGGGGUAGGUAGUUAGUUUUUAAUCAGCAUGGCAGACGGACAAAUGGAAAGCAAGUCAUGUGGUUCUGUUUAAUUGUCAGGCCAAACUGAAACCAGAAUGUGGAAGAGUUGUAGCAUUCUCAGCUGGCCUAGAGAAUCUGCAUGGAGUUGCUGGAGUGCGCGAGGGUCGCAGAUGUGCUCUGGCACUGUGGUUCACUUUACGAAAGAAACACGACGAGGCGCAACGGCAUGAAGCUUGGAACAUUUUUAAAAUGGCCAAGGAACAAAAACGGCUGGAAAAUUUACCUGUUUUCACUCCUGAAGUAGCGACGCACGUAGAGUUAUAGUUUUCUAGUCCAUACUCAGAC
Messenger RNA from Porites evermanni, 14745 nucleotides. NCBI's taxonomy places the organism in Eukaryota, Metazoa, Cnidaria, Anthozoa, Scleractinia, Poritidae. The record is from the annotation of a GenBank genome assembly.